Messenger RNA from Hydractinia symbiolongicarpus, 729 nucleotides. Its product is annotated as stress-associated endoplasmic reticulum protein 2-like. Gene Ontology annotation, biological process: endoplasmic reticulum unfolded protein response. The transcript has 3 exons. Lineage: Eukaryota; Metazoa; Cnidaria; Hydrozoa; Anthoathecata; Hydractiniidae. The coding region runs from base 125 to 322 and encodes 65 amino acids. The record is from RefSeq and is a predicted model, not a curated record. Gene Ontology annotation, cellular component: endoplasmic reticulum.
GGCCAAAACAUUGAAUCUUCCUUUCGUUUGAGGAAGAAUACUACGUAGUCAGUGAUACUUACUGAGAUUUAAAAGUGCAGUCAGAACUUUUAUUUAAAGGAAAUACAUAGAAAUAAAAAGAAAGAUGGCACCGAAACAGAGAAUGCGACUUGCUAAUGAAAAACACAGCCAAAAUGUCACAAUGAGAGGAAAUGUACCAAAAACUAUGAAUCCAAAGGAUGAAAAAUAUGCUGUUGGACCUGUUUUACUUGGACUUUUUCUUUUUGUUGUCUGUGGAUCAGCUGUGUUUCAAAUCAUUCAAAGUAUUCGCUUUGGAUUUUAAUCAAGAAAAUAAGUCGACCAAGAUAAUAUAGUCCUGUGGAGCUAUUUAUGUGGAUUAAAUUUUUAAUUAUUUUAUUUACAAUGUAAUUUAUAUAUCAGUCUGUAAAACUAAGUACAGAUAAUUGUACAGAAAUGUUAUAUUUUAAAAUAGUGCAAAGUUAUGAUGCUUAAUCUGCAGAAGUAGGUCUAAUGGAUGAUUUUGUCUUGUGUCUAUGUUUCGUAACAAUUCUCAUUUUACAAAACAGGUUGAGCUGGAACUCCUCACGUUUUUGUUGACAGGUCUACUUUACAUAUUUUGUAUAUUUCCCAUUUAUUUUGAUGUGGAUUUAAUUGUAGAAAGUUGACGUUAUGUCAAACCUAUUUUGUAAACAUUGCUGUUUUGUGCAAUAAACACGUAUUUUCCUCAAA